UCGCUCUUGUCAAUUCAGGUGAAGAAUCAGGUCCUAAACUACUCACAGAGGAGAGGUAUGGCAGGAGAAGAUCAAAAUGAAUUGAUUGAUUUUAAUACUACUUAUUCAGAUUCAGGAAGAGCACCAGGAAGUAUUUCCAUGAAACCUUUGCUACCUGCUCCUCUCAUGUCAUUUGGGAUUUGUGACUAUGGUGCAAAUCCAUUUGACCAAUUAAUGGACUUAACAAAUAAGAACUUAAGCAGCAAGGAUGACCCUUUUGAGAUGGUGUUUGAAAAAGCCUCUGGGAACAUCCAACCAGUAACAAAGAAUAUGGAAGACAUCUAUUCUAAGAUAACUCCAUCAAAGUGUGAGAAUAUUAGUGUGCUUUCAUCUCAGCUAGACAUCACCAAUAUGCAGUCAGUUAAGAAUUAUUUGAAUGUAAGUGAUGACAUCUAUAAGUUUGAUAGAUCUGGAGGAUUGUUAACAGGAACAAGAGAAGAAAAAGUAGUAAAUACUGCAAAACUGCUCGAUUUACCAAGUCCUGUUUUUGCUCGAGCUGUCAAUGAGACUGUACAGUGUGUAGAAGAAAACAAAACCAGCUUUACUGAUUUCAAGCACAACAGCCUCAAUGAACACGAUGAAAGUUCUGGUUCCAGCAGUCAGAAAACAAAUGAUGUCGUAGUGCAUAGUGAAAUAAGUGUUGGUGCUCCUCUCAGAAGUAGAAGAUAUAGUACAUCAGAUAUAAAAGUCAAAGCAGUCAUUGCUGAACGCGUGAAAAAAUGUAUUCAGAAAGCCUUAAAUGACUCGAGGGAACUUUUUAAAAGUGGCAGUGUAACAGAUUUGAGGUGCUCUGAACCUAAAACAGAACUAGUUGGACACCGUCGCUCAUACUCUUUUUCAAGUGUGCAAAAGUUAGUACAGAGUCCAGACAGUGGAGUUAUGCAAAGAAGUGUGAUGGAGAUUCAAAGUAAUUCACCAUGGCUGAGGAGCGGUACGUCAUCUGGUGAUAUCCUUAAUACAGGAUUUCAAAAUAGUCGCAAGAGUGGCAGUUCCAGGAUUUCAAGGUCAUUUGAUGAUCUGUAUGCAGAUAUAAACAGUCUAGAUGCAAAAAUAAGUUGGAAAACGCCAAGUACAUGGAAAUUAAAGGGAUUCCUCAUUGGGAAAUGUGGAACUGCAACUACACGUGGCGUGCAAACUGAGCGCCUGGGACACAGUCUUGGAGAAGAUGGAUUUGAAGUAAAGACUGAAGCUGAUAAUAAGUCAGUUUUCCUGGAUGCACGAUCCCUAUCAUAUGUAUGUGAAAAAGCUGCAGAAGGCACUUCAUCAACUAAUGAACCAAACACAGGUUCAAUUAAUGAUAUAGAACCUCCAUGGGAGGAGCAGCAUAAUUAUGAAGAUGUAACGUUCUACGAACAUGAUAAUGCAGGACAGGAACAAAAAGAAUGUUUAGAUGUUCCAGGAUGUUUGAGAUUGAAAGCAGAUGAUUCAAAGGUGUUCAGCGACAGUAAUGCCUCCCUUGAUUCAUCAGCUGGACUGAAUCCUAUUACACAUUCAACACCUGUCCUACGAAAAGAUUUACUCAGAACAUCUGCUCUGUGUAGUGAAGCAAAAAUUUCACCUCUCUUGCCAGUAGUUCCUGUGUUAGGAAACUCUGCUGUUACUGUAACCCAGAAACUGAGGCCUGUAAGGGCUCCAUCACAGCAAGAACAGAAGAAAGGACCUUUAAAAGCUAUUGUACCCGUUGUCAGCAUGACAAGAAAUACUAAAAAGGGAGAGGCAGUAGCUGACCCAAGAACCGGAAAAAUAUCCCAGAAUGUCACAACGCAUAAAGCAGAAUCUGUGAUGUCAGCCUCUAAUGAUGGGAAAAAGCCACUAAGAACAGAUAGCAUCAAGAGUUCUCCAUACUCCCAAAAGAAAGUUAACAAACCCAUUGCUUCCGUCAUUGUGAAAGAAGAUAAAAAAAUUCAACCGAUUCGCCGAAUGGUUUCAGUAUCAAGUACCCAGUCACCUUCAGCGAGUAAAAGUAUUAAAAUCAGUACACCUUUAAGUGACAAAGGUCAAAAGUGUCUUCCUCGGGUUGAUUCUGGUGGACGUGAAAGGUCACGCUCUUACGGUGUAAAAGAGUCACCAAACCAAAAGCCUGUAAGGAAACCGCUUCAGAAAAGUAGAUCAGCAACCAAUGUACCUCUUGCGCAAUCUACGGCACCAAGGGUCCUACCUGAGAAAAAUCCUGAUAAGAAGAGCCCUGCAAACAUCAUUCAGAAGACUGCGUCGAAUGUGACACCCAAGAUACAGACACCAAUCAGAAAAAUCUUCACUAAACUCGGACGUCACAUCCAACUUGGUAAAGAAAAUCAGACACCGUAAAAUCGAUUUAACUUAAAUAUAUUUUUAUGAUUUUUAGGUAUCUGCUUAAAAUAUUUAGUGCAGUUUUUAUAUUUUAAAAAAGGGGUUGUGAUUAUACAAUUGGUUUUUAUACUAUCAACUGUUAAAUUUUAUUUUUGUAACUAAUUUUCUACAUUAAACUUUGUAAAAUACAACUGUUUCUAGAAAUGUUAUAAGGUAAUAAAUUUCUUGUUAAGUUGUAAUUGUUAAUUCCAUUGUUUACUAUUUUGAGAUAAGAUUUGUUGAGGUUUGUUAAGACUUUUAUAAAAAAAGGA
Messenger RNA from Schistocerca americana (American grasshopper), 2639 nucleotides. RefSeq lists its product as uncharacterized. Lineage: Eukaryota; Metazoa; Arthropoda; Insecta; Orthoptera; Acrididae. Bases 58 to 2346 code for a protein of 762 amino acids. The record is from RefSeq and is a predicted model, not a curated record. The transcript has 12 exons.